AUGACGAAUGCGGGAAGUCUAGCAUGCCUCUCACUGGCAAUCAUUGGUAUCCUCUAUGAAGUCAAUAUCAUGCUCCCAUAUCCUCGACGCUGGACCGAAAAAUCGAUCCUUGGCAUUACUCAUUUAACCAACACAGCCGGUAUCGCACUAGCCACAUACGGAGGGUCCCCAAGCGCGACUGCGGCGGGAGGUGUCGCCGCCCAAAAUCUCAAUCAAAUUGGCAAUUGUCUGAUGCUUUUCGUCAUCUUUGUGAUGUGCUGGUGGAUUUGGCCAACAUGGAAGCGCUCUUCAGCACUCGGCCCCAAUCAUCCGAUCACAAGGCCCGCCAGGCUUAUGAUAUUCUCUGCCGCCGCUGCGAUCCCUUUUCAACUUGUGCGCCUGGCGUAUAACACAACUUAUGCUUUCGACCAUUUGCCUCUUCUGGACCCGAUAAUGGGUUCGUUCGCCGUCCGACUCAUUCUACUCUUCUUCAUGCAGCUGGGUGUCUCGCUUGCGCUGAUAGCUGGGGGCUGGUCCAGUAUGCCACCCCACACAAAGUUUGUAGUGGCAGAAGACAUGACAGAGCUCCAGCAAUUUCAAAGUUCGACUGUGCUCGCGGCUUGA
Molecule: messenger RNA, 603 nt
Organism: Truncatella angustata
Lineage: Eukaryota; Fungi; Ascomycota; Sordariomycetes; Amphisphaeriales; Sporocadaceae
Exons: 3
Coding region: 1-603 (200 amino acids)
Source: RefSeq, a predicted model, not a curated record